AUGCAACUCACCACCCUUUUCGGUCUUGCUCUCUCCACCCUGAGCCUCACCUCUGCCUCUCCUAUCUCCUAUCCCAGUCGCCGUGACAGCGCGGCACUGACCUGGCAUGUGUCCAAUUUUACCACCGGCUGCUCGCCAGGAGGCUGUGUGUACAACUUCAACAUCCUCGGAAUUGCGACCAAGAACACACCGGGCUUCAACACCACCUGCUCCGGUACUACGGACAGCUCGGAUGACCUCAUCUCCUGCCAGGACCAUCUGGUCAAGUCUCGCGUCAAGGCCGAGCCGUAUCCGCUGUGGAAUGUCCGGGUCGAACACGUGUGGCUCCGGUCUGGGGGUGAAGCCGAGUUCUUUGCUUUCGGAGAGACUAAUGUCACCUCGUCGACCCCGCGAUUCACUAUCCCUGUCACUGAGGAGUAUGGUGUCGCCUGA
Messenger RNA from Aspergillus homomorphus CBS 101889, 432 nucleotides. RefSeq lists its product as uncharacterized. The record is from RefSeq and is a predicted model, not a curated record. The transcript has a single exon. The coding region runs from base 1 to 432 and encodes 143 amino acids. Lineage: Eukaryota; Fungi; Ascomycota; Eurotiomycetes; Eurotiales; Aspergillaceae.